This is a messenger RNA of Panonychus citri (citrus red mite), 1180 nucleotides long. RefSeq lists its product as uncharacterized. Gene Ontology annotation, biological process: heme transport. The transcript has 4 exons. Gene Ontology annotation, cellular component: plasma membrane; lysosomal membrane. NCBI's taxonomy places the organism in Eukaryota, Metazoa, Arthropoda, Arachnida, Trombidiformes, Tetranychidae. Bases 230 to 733 code for a protein of 167 amino acids. The record is from RefSeq and is a predicted model, not a curated record. Gene Ontology annotation, molecular function: heme transmembrane transporter activity; heme binding.
GAGUAAAUUUUUACUCUUUGAUCAUCUGGAUUCAAUUUUUGCCAUUUCCAUUUCUUUAUUUUCAUUUCUUUUUCACCAUCAACAUUACCUGAUUAUUUAAUCUCAGAGUAAUGAUUAGUUAAUUAGGGCGUUCAUCAUCAUCACCAUCACCACAAUCGUUGAUAUCAUCUGAAUCCGAAUCAAUUUCUACUGUAAAUUGUUGACAGUCAAUCUGUAGUGUGGGUACAAAAUGCUAAAGGGUUGCUUCGGCAACACGUUCCUCAUCCUCGUUCAGAUCUUUUUCGGCCUCAUCUCAACACUUUUGGGAAUUGUGUCUUUCUUUUAUUUCCUUUGUAAAUAUGAGGAUUACAACUCAUCGAUCUGGGGAUUACUCAUGGGUAUUAAUUCUGGCUGUCUAAUCCAUCUUCAUAUACUGUAUCUCAAAACUCAACUUGAAGUUUGGUACGAUAAAUAUACUUUUAGGAGCUUAAUCAAAUUUGCUGUUGUAUUGUCGAUACUUGCACUAAUUGCUCUUGUAAUCUAUUUGUAUCUUGCUGUUAAAAAUGAUGAAGAAUUAACUCUCGAUGGUUACCAUGUAAGUGCCAUAUUCUCUGGUCUAUCGUUGUUUUGGUCACUUAAUCUGUUCUGUUCAAGUCGAUUGUAUUCUAAAUAUGUUCAACUUUAUAAUCCUCGAUUAUUAUCAUCGAUGGAAUCACUUGAUCAACCAUAUAGAUUCUAUGUCGAUAAUUUUUGACCUUUUCUACGCCCAAAUGCCGAUUUCAGACCAACAAAAUUAUCGUUAAAGUAACUUGAACUCAACGAAAAGCCAAUAAGUCAUUAACCGAGUUGAAAAGAAAACUAAUUAACGAAACAAUUGUCAUAAUCACUAUUUUAUCCUCAUCACCAUCGUCAAUUAAUUUCUCUCUCUCUCUCUCUCUCUCUCUCUCUCUCUCUCUCUCUCUCUCUCUCUCUCUGUUAAUUGAUUUGCCAUUAUUAUGAAUCAAAUUGAUGAUUUAUAAUUACUAAAUUAUGUUUCUCAUAGUCUAAUUAAUUAACCAUUAUCAUCUUUGAUCUCAUUCAAAGCAAAAAGAUAUGUUAUAAGAAAAUGAUAUUUUUGCAAUUAAGGAAACAAUUUAAAUCAAAAUGUAAUAUAGUUUUCAUUUAUUAUUAUUAUUAUUAAAUCAAGUUGUUUAUUACAAAA